Molecule: messenger RNA, 921 nt
Organism: Alternaria arbusti
Lineage: Eukaryota; Fungi; Ascomycota; Dothideomycetes; Pleosporales; Pleosporaceae
Exons: 2
Coding region: 1-921 (306 amino acids)
Source: RefSeq, a predicted model, not a curated record
AUGUCGACUUCCGAGCCAACCCACACACCACAACUCCGUCCUUUCUCAGUCCACGUCCAUCCCAUUCCUCCGACCGAACUAAAGACAUGUGCAUACGAGCGCCGCCAUUCCAACUCUGCCAAGUGCAAGAACGCCUUGGUCUUCAUUGGUGGGCUGGGCACUGGUCCGCAUACAACCCCCUACCUAGGACCUUUGAAUGACGCCUUGGAACACGCGAGUUUGAAAGAUGGAAACGGCGUGCACUAUAGUAUCUGGGAGCUAAGAAUGCGGAGUAGUUAUACAGGUUUCGGAUAUGGAAGCUUGAAGGAGGAUGCGGAAGACUUGAAGGAGUUGGUGGAGUAUCUGAAAGAGAUUGGGAGGGAAAAGGUUGUGUUGAUUGGAAGUUCAACUGUGCCUCCCCCGGUUGACGGCUACAUCAUGCAAGCCCCAACUUCAGAUCGCGAAACAGCUGGAUUGCUCAUGCCACAAGAUCUCCUCUCCGCUAGCCUCAAGCACGCCGAAGCCCUCAUUGCGAAAGGGGAAGAAAAGACUAUCAUGCCUAGCUCCUUCAUCCCACCAAUCAUUACGUCUCCGGUAACGGCAUACCGUUGGCACUCUCUAGUCUCUGUGGGAGGCGACGACGACUUCUUCUCUUCCGAUCUACCAGUCUCGACUCUCCAUUCCACGUUUGGUAAACUGGACAAGCCGACUUUGAUUCUGAUGUCGGAGAAGGACGAGAUGGUCCCCCCGACCGUGGACAAGAUGGCCUUGCUGAAGAGAUGGAUUGGUACAAUUCCAGAUGAUUUGGCGAGUCAGCAGUGUCAGGUCGUUCCAUUCGAUGCUGACCAUGAGCUCUCUGGUGGUGAAGCAAUGCGGUACUUCAUCGAGACGGUUGUCAAGUUUCUCGAGGGAAUUGAUGAGAAACCAGCUGAAAGGACAUGA